GUGUGCGUUCCCAAUUCAUACCUUUCUCUUCCAUAAAUUUGGCUGAGGCGGAGUGUUUAGGAUCAUUGUCUUGGAAUAUCCUAUGACAAAAGACAAAGAAUGCAGACUACCAGAUUUUACGGGAGUGCCAAAACCCACCCAUCAGUGGCACAGAAACUUGCUGCAUUAGUCCCACAAAAGAAGAAGAAAACUGCCAAGGCGGCUCAGAAAGAAAAUGUGGUGAAACCACGAAAAAAUGCCAAGGCAAAGAAUAAUACGUUGGAGAUGAUAUGUGGUGUGGCAAAUGAUGUAAUUGUUCCAUCUCCUGCAGAUCACAGUGUUCAGCCAAUGAAUCUGGAAAUACCGGUGCUAGAGGACGUGACAAACACGCUGCAUCAGGAAGCUUCUUUUUUGGACCAUGUAGCCACCCCUGGACAAGAAGACAUGACACAUUCACCACGAAGAAGGUUGCAUUUCACAGAUGUGAACACCAAAGUGCAGGACUGCCAGUGUACCUGUCCUGUUUUACUAAAGGAGCUACUCAGUAAGGUGACCAAUAUGGAGUCAGAAGUUGGUGGACAGGUCAAUCAGCUGCAGACCGCUGUGGCUGGCCUUAAAGAAGGCAUAAAGGAACAGAUGGUAGAAGCCAUGAAGAAAGUUAUUGAACAAACGAGGGAAGAAUGGCAAGUUGGAGUUUGCCGCACCAUCAUUGCAACACACCACCAAGCGGUUCAAGUCAGCGGCCUGGACGACCGAGGCCUGGAGGACCGCAGAGGAGGCCUGGAGGACCGCAGAGGAGGCCUGGAGGACCGCAGAGGAGGCCUGGAGGACCGCAGCGGAGGCCUGGAGGACCGCAGCGGACUUGACGAAGUCAGCGGCAUGGACGACCACAGAGGAGGCCUGGAGGACCGCAGAGGAGGCCUGGAGGACCGCAGAGGAGGCCUGGAGGACCGCAGAAGAGACCAGGAGGACCGCAGAAGAGACCUGGAGGACCGCAGAGGAGGCCUGGAGGACCGCAGAGGAGGCCUGGAGGACAGCAGAUGAGGCCUGGAGGACCGCAGAGGAGGCCUGGAGGACCGCAGAGGAGGCCUGGAGGACCGCAGAGGAGGCCUGGAGGACCGCAGAAGAGACCUGGAGGACAGCAGAGGAGGCCUGGAGGACCGCAGAAGAGACCUGGAGGACCGCAGAGGAGGCCUGGAGGACCGCAGAGGAGGCCUGGAGGACCGCAGAGGAGGCCUGGAGGACCGCAGAGGCCUGGACCACAGCAGCGGACUGGACGAAGUCAGCGACUUGGACGACCGCAGAGGAGGCCUGGAGGACCGCAGAAGAGACCUGGAGGACCGCAGAAGAGACCAGGAGGACCGCAGAAGAGACCUGGAGGACCGCAG
Messenger RNA from Pseudophryne corroboree (corroboree frog), 1367 nucleotides. RefSeq lists its product as uncharacterized. The transcript is spliced from 2 exons. The record is from RefSeq and is a predicted model, not a curated record. NCBI's taxonomy places the organism in Eukaryota, Metazoa, Chordata, Amphibia, Anura, Myobatrachidae. The coding region runs from base 100 to 1023 and encodes 307 amino acids.